ACUGAGAAGGAGUUGGGCGGUGGAGAGAGGGGAGAAAAGUUACCAGGUCAGCAAGACAAGCGUGGAAGUGAGGCAGCUGAGAGGUCUGACUCCCGGCGGAGCGGCCGGGUCAGCAAUCAGCCGCACGGGAGGCGAGUGAUGUUACGGGACUGGAUGCAACUUCUUCUUCUUCUUCUGCUCUGCAAGAGUCCUGUCUGAAGGCAGGGGUAAUGCUCCUCGCGGGACCCUUCAGCACCGCCACUUCAGGAUUAUCACAGCAGCAAGCCGGGGACACUUAAAGCUGCCGCUCAAGCACUUCGCUUCAACUCGCCUCUGUUCAGGAGACUUUCCCAUCCAGCUGUGUGUGUGUGUGUGUGCGUGCGUUUGCAGGUGGAUGUAGUUGCCUUGCGGCGUGGGUUUCAUCCUGCAUUGCUUCAGAGUGUGGAGCAGUGGCGAUUCGGAGGGCAAGUUGUUCUGUCCUGUCAUCUCUGAGACUAUGGUAGACUGUGCGUCAAAGAGCCCUUCAUCAGCAGCUGCAGCCCUAGAGCAUGGAGAAGUCCAGCAGUGAGGAGUCAGCCAUUCACCGUAGCCCCUCUGUAGACAGCCGCGACUCCGAUUUUGCUCAAGCCUCCACGUCUGGCCGCCCGCUUGGCGGCCGCGGCUUCACUGCCGGCGCUUUCUACGGCUCCACGGGGCCGCGCAAAAACGCACAGCAGGGACAGACUGGAGCGGCAGCUGACGCCGGCGCAGGAGACAAGACCAACAACAAGUACAGCUCGCCCAAAGGCAGUAAAUACGUGGUCUUUUACCUGGAUCUAUCGUUUGUGUUCCUUUUAGAAUUCAAGAAGUGCAACAUGGCAAGAGGCUGUCUCUGCUGCUUGAAGUAUAUGAUGUUCAUCUUCAAUCUCAUCUUCUGGUUAUGUGGCUGUGGGCUGCUCGGCGUGGGCAUCUGGCUCUCCGUGUCUCAGGGCAGCUUCGCCACCUUCUCACCCUCAUUUCCUUUCCUGUCAGCCGCCAACAUGGUCAUUGGCAUCGGCGCCAUCGUCAUGAUCACGGGCUUUCUCGGCUGCCUGGGCGCCAUCAAGGAAAACAAGUGCCUGCUUCUGAGCUUCUUCAUUGUCCUGCUGAUAAUUCUCCUGGCGGAGCUGAUAUUGCUCAUCCUCUUCUUUGUGUACUCAGAUAAGGUGAGUGAGAACGCCAAGCAGGAUCUAAAGGAUGGGCUGGCUCUCUACAACUCAGACAACAACAUAGGUCUGCGAAAUGCCUGGAACAUCAUCCAGGCGGAGUGGAAGUGCUGUGGCGUGAUAGCGUACACCGACUGGCACGAGGCCCUGAAGGAAAAGGUCGUACCCGACCGCUGCUGCCAGGAGCAUUACCAGAACUGUGGGCGGAACUCCACCAACAUGUUCUGGAACCGGGGUUGCUUCGAGAAGGUGGAGGAAUGGCUGGAUGAUAAUAAGCAUCUGCUGGGAACCAUAGGCAUGGUCAUCUUGGUAGUACAGCUCCUGGGCAUGGCGUUCUCCAUGACACUGUUCCACCACAUCCACAGAACGGGGAAGAAGUACGACGCCUAGCCUUGGGCAGCGGCACCCAAUGGAGAGGAGCCCCACUGCCUGAUGGGAUAAGACUCUGGUUGAAACAGCCCUGCUUCCCCCUCACUUUACAGCCCCUACAGAGCAUUAUUUGCCCUCCCCUCCCGCCCCUCCCAGACCUUCUGUACAGAUUCCAGCUGUGUUCCUGCUCCGCUCUGCUCUCUCCUCUCACUCAUUCAUUUUGCCAAAGAGUAACACAACUGGAAGAGAAGGAACACCUCCGCUUGGCAAGGAAGAGAAUCCCAUCGGUUUUGCUCCGCCUCUCGAGUACACUUCACUUUAUUUUGUUUUACUUUUCUUGCUUGGACUAACACUUUUUUGCUGGAAGGACGGAUGGACACUGAGACAGUUGAGACUUUACUAAUUGCCCACAAACAACCCAUGGAAGGCGAUGAGAACCUCUGAAACUGACGGAAACCCUCCACCUCCUGUGGAGCUUCUUUUUUCUCAUGUCGAUCCAAGUUCAGCCCCUCUUUUUCCCUUGUAAAUGAAAAAGAUCCAACAUAGCAUGCUAGUUUUCUACUUUACUGAUUUACCACCGUUUUUCUUUCAGGUGUCAUAUGUUGCCAUUGUUUGUU
Molecule: messenger RNA, 2149 nt
Organism: Salarias fasciatus (jewelled blenny)
Lineage: Eukaryota; Metazoa; Chordata; Actinopteri; Blenniiformes; Blenniidae
Gene: tspan9a
Product: tetraspanin 9a
Exons: 7
Coding region: 528-1553 (341 amino acids)
Cellular component (GO): plasma membrane
Source: RefSeq, a predicted model, not a curated record